AGGGAAUGUCUGUGAAAUGUAUUAAAAAAUGGAUUCUCCCGUCGAGGAAGGUAACAUCAUUAAUGAAAUUGUAUGCGGCUCACUCUCAGUUUUGUGAAUUUCUAUACAACACCAACUAUCGUAUUGCAAACAUCAAUUAAAACCAAGUCCUUCAAUAAUUGUACACGUACGGAGCCUAGAACCUGCCAAAAUGUCACCGCAGUCCGAACUAUCAUCCCCCACCAAUACGACAAGCCCAAGGCGAUUGUCUAUUGCGUCGGAAAAAACUUUAGUAGAUAUGCUAAGUAGAAAGGAGGAUGCCUCAGAAGAGAAAUACCAAGGCAGUAAUGAUUAUCGCAAGUCAUCCUCCGACGUUAAAACUCUGGCUAGGAGCAGUUCGCUCCUCAGUAAGAUGGGCAAAGCCAUAGAGAAGGUUGGGUCGAAGUUACAGGAGAAAGACAUAAAUUCUAGGCCCAGGGGUAGUCGACCUGCACCUGAUGGGUAUCCGGACACCCAAUUCAUGUGGCAAGCAUUGGCUGAGACGAGACUUUAAGCACAAGGAUUGAAAUGCUUAUUUCACCUGGAGAGUUUGAUUGGAUCCUCUUGGUAAUGUAUUCUGACGGCCAAUUAAUUCGUAUAUGAAUUCCGGCAUGGGCCCAGAUACCGUCGAGAUGCUUAAUCUUAUUACAUUGCUGGCAAUAUACAUCAAGAGGAUGGAUUAAUAAUCGGCGCUUUAGGCAAUAGCAAGUGGGAGCCAUCGGAAACAAGUAAAUUGGAUAUGGAGAAAUAAUACCCAUUUUCAAAUAAAAAAAGUGCUAUGGGUAAAGAUUGACUAAGAAUUUUCAAGUGAAGCUAAGAUAGGGUCCGAUUUCUUCAUCGGUUUGGUUUAGCGGGCACAAUUAUUAUAAGGGGUAAUUCGUAGUUUAUUUGAUAGAUGAUGGAUUCCUUAAUAUAUUUUCAAAAUGCAGA
Messenger RNA from Daldinia decipiens, 948 nucleotides. RefSeq lists its product as uncharacterized. The transcript has 3 exons. The record is from RefSeq and is a predicted model, not a curated record. Bases 191 to 532 code for a protein of 113 amino acids. NCBI's taxonomy places the organism in Eukaryota, Fungi, Ascomycota, Sordariomycetes, Xylariales, Hypoxylaceae.